AGUUGAUCUGGUGCUGGUGAUUUUGGAUGCAUUUCACAGUCGUGAUCCAUCUCUAAACAUCCGAGGAGACUGUAAACUCCAAACUGGUCGGUAUUUGGAGAGUUGUCGAGAUGAUGAUUCGGGCAUGACAGAAACACAACCAGAGGGCAGACGUCAUUCACUGCCGGUCGGGGAUUUCGGCGCAGCUUCGACUUCAUCAUCACAACAACCUCAGCAAUAUUGCCAUCAUCUUAUAAGUCGUCUCUUCAGUGCUAGUGUGGAUUAAAAAUUGAGGGUUUAUCUAUACUAUAUACUUUUUCACUCCGAACCUCUUCAUGAAUGGUCUCCGGAUUCUGUCACGCUGUAGCCAACUUGACACCAUAACACUUCCUCGUCUUCCAUCCUCAAAAUACCUAGCUAUCGUACCAUCUACUGCCAUUACUAUCACACGCCAGAUGAGCUCAAAGACUAAGGAUUCUGUGCCUCACGAAGUGCGCACGGCGGCAGAACCCCGGCAAAAUCGACUAUACAAUGUCCGGCUGUCGCACAUCGAGCAGGUCACUGCUUCGGUCCGACUGCUACAAUUAACAAUCCCUCCUCAUGUGCAGAGUCUAGAGGCCCAGAAUCGAGAAAGUGGUGAUCCAAAUCAUCCACAACCACUUACUUUUCUCCCGGGUCAAUGGUUAGAUGUCCAUAUCCCCUCCAUCUCCAACGCUGGAGGGUUCAGCAUCACUUCCACGCCGGCCGAUGCCCAGGUACUGCCAUCUCCGGAGCCUCCCACCGUAGGUGGCUCCGUGGAGGAAACGGGUCUUCCACCUCUAGACCCUCGAGGCAGAGCGCCCUAUAUUGAACUAGCUGUGCAGUAUGCGCCUUCCAAUCCUGCAAGCGCAUGGCUCUGGAAAAACGAAGAGGAUAUCUUGGGCAAAGAACUGAGCAUUCGGGUCGGGGGCAGUUUCGUCUGGCCACCGUCGAAGGUCGAGCCGGCAUCAAUAAAGAAUAUAGUCCUCAUUGCCGGGGGCGUAGGCAUCAAUCCUUUGAUAUCCAUCCUCUCCCAUCUAAACAAUAACAACGAAACAACCAACACCCUCUAUCACCCAUCUCACAUCCACAUUCUCUAUUCCACACGACUCCCUAAUACAAACAACGCCCCUGGAGCAUCAUCUGAGUCUGCCUUGGACCGAAUUCUCUUCGUGCCCCGCCUGCGUCAGAUCAUCCAGUGCCAAUCCCAGUCUCAUCGACUACAGAUUUCCCUGGACCUUUUCAUCACUAACUUACCCGACAACUCACAUCUGCCGACUGCAUCGCCUUCAGAAUUAAAAAUUCACUCCAAACGGAUUGCCCAAGACGACAUACAAAAAGCCAUCGCUGGAGCGGAUAAUACUCUGCAGCCCGAUGAAACUGUGUGUUACUUGUGUGGACCGCCAAAAAUGACAGAUGAAAUGGUAGGUGGACUAAGAGAGUUACUUGGUGAGGAUCGUGUUUUCUUCGAGAAAUGGUGGUGAUUUCCAGAUUUAGUGUUCGUAAUGUAGUAAACAUUCAUAAAAGUCGCUUUACUUUAAUAUGUCGGUGAAUGGCGUCUGGGUUGAAACUUGACAGCCAUUUUGACUCGAUUCUUUGUACAAGACGCAAAGGAAAUAGCGACAGUUAGCGCACCCAAGUAGGAUGGGAAUAAAGUAUGAUCAUAUAAAAAGGUCCAACAUCAUGGUGCCGAAACAGUAUAAUACAAGUCCAGUUUUAGAAAACGCCGCCCUCCUCCCAGCCCUAGUUGUGUUCUUCAGGCCCUUUAACGACGCCGCCAUCAACGAUCAUCAUCUCGUCAAUCUUCGCUUCGGUUUCACCCCAUUCAAGCCGCUUGUAUGUGACAACCCGGCCUGGGUUCAUGUCAAAAUCAUAGAAUCGCACACGUCGGAC
This is a messenger RNA of Aspergillus wentii DTO 134E9, 1890 nucleotides long. RefSeq names its product FAD-dependent oxidoreductase. The transcript is spliced from 4 exons. Gene Ontology annotation, molecular function: oxidoreductase activity. NCBI's taxonomy places the organism in Eukaryota, Fungi, Ascomycota, Eurotiomycetes, Eurotiales, Aspergillaceae. Bases 315 to 1481 code for a protein of 388 amino acids. Gene Ontology annotation, cellular component: mitochondrion. The record is from RefSeq and is a predicted model, not a curated record.